This is a messenger RNA of Exophiala oligosperma, 759 nucleotides long. RefSeq lists its product as uncharacterized. The transcript has a single exon. Bases 1 to 759 code for a protein of 252 amino acids. The record is from RefSeq and is a predicted model, not a curated record. NCBI's taxonomy places the organism in Eukaryota, Fungi, Ascomycota, Eurotiomycetes, Chaetothyriales, Herpotrichiellaceae.
AUGAGGGCUGGAAUAGUUCUAUCCCAAUCAUCAAGACACGACCUCAACCAGACUAUUCUGUGGGGUUCAAACUUCUCGGCAUUCACAGAAGAUCAACUUCAGAUUCAGCCAUUCGUAGGCGACCUCUUCGACAACUCCUUUUUCAUGGGCACCUGGUACAUGUACUUUCCCUUCUUGUCGAGCGAGAUGAAGUGCGCAGCGGCCGCGCUCGACGUGGCAGAUCGACAGGAUGCUCACAGCAUGACGCUCGCGGUUCGAGGAGUUUUGGAAUUGUUCCGACUCGUUAAACGGGAGAGAGAGCUUCACCGCCAGAUCCUCGCGUUUUCUAUCUCGCACGAUCACCGAUCCGUUCGGAUUUAUGGCCAUUAUAUUGUGAUUGAGGGUACAAAGACCUCGUUCUACCGUCAUCCUGUUCAUGAGUUCAUCUUUACUGCAAUGGACGGGAGAGAGAAAUGGACCGCAUACAGAUUUACCAAGAGUGUCUACAAUACCUGGAUGCCUGCUCACUUCAAAAAGCUUUGCUCAGCAAUCGACGCAAUACAACCCGAUAUACAUUUUGAAGUCUGCGAGGAAUCGGAUCUGCAAAUUAUUCCUCCAUCAACACGACUUUCACAGGGUCUGGAAAGCCAUGACCUUUCGGGGCCAGGCGCUAUAGAUGACGACGAACCUAGGAUCCUCAAUCCGCAGGAAGUGACACCAGAAACUUCUGUUACGCAGACAUCAACCCAAGCGGCAUUCAAGAAGCCAAAGAAGAGAUGA